GCUUAUAAUAUCUCUAUGGUUGACGUCGAUAUUAGCGUUAUCUGUUGCGCAGACCUGGUACUUCGCAAUCCCUCUAUCCGCGCGGAAGCCAAUCGGUGCAAGUUUCGUCGCCUCUUUUCAGGCCGCGUCGCGACCGGCCAAUCGAGAAUCGCCAGCUCGCGUAUAUCUAGAGUUUCGAUAGUCAAACGCGUGUUUUUGCAUGACAGUCGACGGAGUUCCGACGGCGGUAGGUGGAAAUUUUUCUGGAAUAUUUUCUACGCCCCAGUCAUUCACAGAAGAAGAUCAAAAAUGAAUUCUGCAUUGGGAUUUGUUCUCCUGGUGUUCAUCGCUGUUAUCGGAACGGUUUCACCGGCUAAAAAAGACAGCUGCGAAGUUUGCAUAGCAACGGUGAAGAAGUUUGCUGAUACUUUGGACGAGGCCACUAAAUCAGACACAAAAAAGAUUGAAGAUGCAUUCAAGAAAUUCUGCAAAGACACAAAGUCAAAGGAAAACAGAUUUUGCUACUAUUUGGGCGGUCUUGAGGAAUCCGCGACUGGAAUUCUUGGCGAAUUGAGUAAACCACUGUCCUGGUCAAUGCCAGCUGAAAAAAUUUGCGAGAAAUUAAUGAAGAAGGAUGCACAGAUCUGUGAUCUGCGUUUUGAAAAGCAAAUAGACCUAAACACUGUAGAUCUGAAGAAACUGAAGGUGCGUGAUUUGAAGAAAAUUCUUAACGACUGGGAAGAAACAUGCGAGGGCUGCAUUGAAAAGACGGACUUCAUUCAGCGAAUCGAAGAGUUGAAGCCACGGUACUCGAGUAGUCAGAAGACUGAACUUUAAAGAGCUCAUCGAUUAGAAUAAUUGCCCGAUUCGCAUAGCUUUGAGUUUUCUUGGUGUAACAAAUAGUGAAGUUAAUUAAUUAAUCGGAAUCGAACUUGAGAUUCGGAAGAAAAGAACAAACUCAACCCCAAUCUUAUAUGAUUUCGCGUUCCAUCGUUUACGAUAAUUUUUAUCAAUAGCAGAAAGUUAGGUAUGCUAAAACGUACCAACUUCGACCAGUUUUCCACCAAAUAUUUAAUUCCGUUGCGACAAUAUCAGCUGGUACUUUUAUUUACCCAAGGGCAGAUAGCUUAAAACUCGAAACGACGAGCCAAAUAAAUUACGUAUUUAUUCUAUCAUUGUAUAGAUUAAAUAUCAUUGAUGUAUGAACUGAGAGUUUAAAUGUACGAAAUUUUCCUAUUUGAUAUAUAACUCGAUCAUUGUUCAUCAUUCUCAGCUCGUCGCUUCGCUUAUAAAGUUUUCAGACGAUGUUAAAGGUUAUUUAAACUGUAUAAUUAAAUCUUCGCAAUCAUCAAGCGUCGAUCAUGAGAAAAAGAAAGAUAUUCCCAAUGCCAAAUACCAAUGCACAGGAAUGACUGUUUAUUAGUAGUAAUAUUAAUAAUGAUAAUUUUAAUUAUAAUAAAUAAUUAUUACUGUUUGUAAAAAAAAAA
This is a messenger RNA of Neodiprion virginianus, 1466 nucleotides long. RefSeq names its product mesencephalic astrocyte-derived neurotrophic factor homolog (gene Manf). The transcript is spliced from 5 exons. Lineage: Eukaryota; Metazoa; Arthropoda; Insecta; Hymenoptera; Diprionidae. Gene Ontology annotation, cellular component: endoplasmic reticulum. The record is from RefSeq and is a predicted model, not a curated record. Gene Ontology annotation, biological process: neuron projection development; dopaminergic neuron differentiation. The coding region runs from base 16 to 816 and encodes 266 amino acids.